UGGCUGUCACUUUGGGGAAAACGAGGAAGAUUUUUGGUCAUCAUAAUAUCAUCGUCAUUCGUCAUUGUAUUGGAGGUUUAUCAGUGGAAUAUCUAUUCAGAUGUUCCUUCGCAGAUUGUUUUUCACAUAAAUUGUUUAGUUUUUAGUUGACUACUGCAGUUAUUAUUGGUUCAAGUUUCCGAAGUUUCUAAAUUUCUUAAAAUGGCUAGUGUAUCAUAUCAAAUAGCCAAUCUUCUUGAGAAGAUGACAUCGAACGAUAAAGAUUUUAGGUUUAUGGCUACUAAUGAUUUGAUGACUGAGUUACAAAAAGACAGCAUAAAGCUUGAUGAUGAUUCUGAAAGAAAGGUCGUAAAGAUGCUUCUUCGUCUGCUCGAAGAUAAGAAUGGAGAAGUGCAAAAUUUAGCUGUGAAAUGCCUUGGCCCUUUAGUGAACAAAGUAAAAGAAUUUCAAGUGGAGAGUAUUGUGGAGACUCUUUGCGCCAACAUGCUCUCUGACACAGAGCAACUGCGCGAUAUCAGCAGCAUAGGCCUAAAGACUGUGAUCUCUGAACUUCCAUUAGGCUCAAACACUUUAGCUGCUAAUGUGUGCAAGAAGAUCACAGGCAGAUUAAGCAGUGCUAUUGAAAAGCAAGAAGAUGUUUCUGUACAACUAGAAGCUUUGGACAUUCUUGCUGAUUUGCUGAGCAGAUUUGGUGGCCUCUUGAUAUCUUUCCAUACUAUGUUGCUGAAUUCUCUGUUACCACAGCUAGCUUCUCCUCGUCAGGCUGUCCGCAAACGUACCAUUGUUGCGCUGUCCCACUUGGUCAUGUCGUGUAACUCAUCCCUGUACAAUAAACUCAUUGACCAUCUGCUGGAAGGCUUGGGUUCAUCCACAUCGGCAAGCGUCAGCCGUACACAUAUUCAAUGCAUUGCAGCUGUGUGUCGCCAAGCCGGGCACAGAUUCGGCGAACAGUUGUGGCGCGUGGCUCCGCAAGUUCUGGAGCAUUCCACCGAUGCUGAUGAGGAACUGAGGGAACAUUGCUUGCAGGCGCUCGAGGCUUUCGUUCUCAAGUGUCCUAAAGAAGUGCAGCCGCAUAUCCCUACGAUAAUUGAGCUGUGCCUGAAGAUGAUCACAUACGACCCGAACUACAACUACGAGGACGAGGAGGAGGAGGGCGGCGGAGAGGACGAGCAGAUGGAGGACGAGACGUUGGCGCCCGAGGCCGAGCCCGACUCCGACUCCGAGGAGUACUCCGACGACGAUGACAUGUCUUGGAAGGUGCGUCGUGCAGCUGCCAAAUGCCUGGAGUCUGUAAUAUCGACUCGCCACGAGUUGCUCGCUGAGAUGUACGUCACUGUGUCGCCCGCUCUCAUCGCGAGAUUCAAAGAACGUGAAGAGAACGUGAAAUGCGACAUUCUGAGCGCCUACACGGCGCUGCUGAGAGCGACGCGGCCGCCCCCAGCUCUGCAGAUGACGAUCGCUCCCACUGACAACUCUCCGCAGGCGUUACUGCUGCAGCGGGUGGGGCAUGUGGUGCGCGGGGCGUUGGCAGUGAUCCGGGGACGCAGCGUCCGCGCCCGCGGCUGCGCGCUGGCGCUGCUGCGUGAGCUGCUGGCGGCCGCGCCCGGCUGUCUGCGUGACCACGCGGCCCGCGUCAUCCGCGCGCUCACUCCCAAGCUGACCGACAAGAGCACCGCAUCAUCAAUGAAGAUAGAGACGCUCGUGUUCAUCGUGUGCCUCGUGCGCGGGCACGAGAGCUCCGCCAUGAAGCCGCACGUGCGCGCGCUGCUGCCGGCCGUGCUCGCCUGCGUGCACGACCCCUUCUACAAGGUCACCGCCGAGGCGCUCAGGGUUCUGCAGACGCUGGUCAAGGUCAUGCGCCCGUUAGAGAAUUUAGAGAACAUGGAGGGCGAGGAGCUGUCGGGAGUGGAGCCGCCGCCGGAGGAGCUGCAGGCGUUCGUGCCGGCAAUGUACCAGUGCACGCUGGUGCGGCUGCGCGCCGCCGACAUGGACCAGGAGGUCAAGGAGCGCGCCAUCGCCGCGUGCGGCCAGCUCGUGUGCCACUUCGGGGACUAUCUGCAGGAUGAGCUUCCCGUGUGCCUGCCAAUAUUUUUGGAACGCCUGCGCAACGAAAUCACCCGCCUCACUACUGUAAAAGCUUUGACUAAGAUCGCGUCGUCGCCGCUGCGGAUCGACCUGAGUCCGAUUUUGUCUGAUGCAGUGCCUAUCUUGGGAUCCUUCUUGAGAAAGAAUCAAAGAGCAUUGAAACUGUCUACCCUCGUCCUUUUGGACACCCUGGUUCAAAACUACAGUAACGCCAUCAGCGUAGAACUUCUGAGCAAGGUGCUUAUGGAAGUGCCGCCGUUGGUGAGCGAAUCAGACUUGCAUUGCGCUCAAACUGCUCUAACACUAGUGCGCGACGCGUGUCUCCACUUGCCGCAAGCGCUGACGCCUGAAGUGCGGCAUGCGCUCACACCCAACAUUCUGGCGCUGGCCAAGUCCCCGCUGCUACAAGGCGGGGCCCUGAAGGCCAUGCUGGAGGUGCUGAGCGCGCUGGUGGAGGCGGACGUGGCCGGGUGUUCGCGGCGACAGCUGCUGGCGCUGCUGGUCGCGCCCGUGCACCGCAUGCAGGAACACAACGCCACCGCUCAUCACAUCAAGCAGGCGUUCCACUCCCUGGCGAAAUGCGUGGCGGCCGUGGUAGUGUCUGGUGGUGAAGACGCUCUGGACGUGGUGCGGGAGUUCCUGAGGGACGCCGCGCGUCCGCCCAACGACGCGACCCACAUGUUCGCGCUGCUGGCUUUGGCUGAGAUUGGGAGGCAUCUGGACCUGAGCUCGAUCCCGAACCUGAAGGAGGUCCUCCUGGAGUCGUUUACGCCGUCGUCGGAGGAGGUGAAGUCGGCCGCCAGCUACGCGCUGGGGUCGGUGGCUGUGGGCAACUUGCCCGAGUUCCUGCCGUUCAUACUCACCGAGAUUGAAGCGCAACCGAAACGGCAAUAUUUGCUGUUACAUUCCUUGAGAGAGAUAAUAACGUGCGAAUCUUGUACACCAGAAGGCGUGGAAGCAUUGAUGCCUUUUAUAAGAGAAAUUUGGUUGCAGCUGUCGAAACACUGCCAAUGUGCGGAGGAAGGAUCUCGUAAUGUAGUUGCUGAAUGUUUAGGUAAAUUAUGUCUAUUAGAACCACAAGAAUUGCUGCCUCAACUGAAGGAAUUCCUCAAGUCCCCGGAGCCGCUUACCAGAACCACUGCCGUUACUGCCGUGAAAUUUACUAUAUCUGACCAGCCACAAGCAAUAGACCCGCUGCUGCGCGGCUGCAUGUCGGAGCUGCUGGUGCCGCUGCGCGACGCGGAGCUGGGCGUGCGCCGCGUGGCGCUGGUCGCGUUCAACUCCGCCGCGCACAACAAGCCCUCGCUCGUGCGCGACCUGCUGCCGCUGGUGCUGCCCACCAUCUACAGCGAGACCAAGGUCAAGAAAGAGCUGAUCCGCGAAGUGGAAAUGGGUCCGUUCAAGCACUCUGUGGACGACGGCCUGGACCUCCGCAAGGCGGCGUUCGAGUGCAUGUACACGUUGCUGGGGAGCUGCCUCGACCGCCUCGACGUGUUCGAGUUCCUGCGGCACGUGGAGGACGGGCUGCGCGACCACUACGACAUCAAGAUGCUCACCUACCUCAUGUGCGCCAGGCUGGCGCAGCUGUGUCCCGCCGUCGUGCUGCAGAGGCUAGAAAGUUUGGUGGAGCCGCUGAAGGUGACAUGCACAAUGAAAGUGAAAGCGAACUCCGUGAAGCAAGAGUAUGAGAAACAAGACGAACUGAAACGAUCUGCGUUGCGGGCCACCGCCGCCCUGCUGCAGAUCCCCGAGGCUGAGAAAAACCCGCACCUGAUGGAGUUCGUGUCGCAAAUCAAGACGUUCCCGGAGCUGCAGCCGAUCUUCGAGGCCAUCCUGAAGGACUCCGCGGGCGCGGGCGCGGGCGGGGUCGACAACCUCAUGGACCAGAGCUAGCGCCGUCUGCCCGCGCUCCACACGCUGCGCAUCUAGCGCCCGUUCCCAGCCCACAAUGCGACAAUACACCUGUUUAUUCAAAUUAACGCCAGCAAUAGGGAAUAUGCGUGUCGUUUUAUCACACUUUUCUUUCCAAAAAUCGAAUAAUUUGUAAUAAUAAAAGUUUAACGCUUUCAAUAUAGGCUAUAAGCGUUUGCUUGGUCAUUUCGAUUAAAAGAAAUAAUAAAUUAAAAGAAAUUUGUUUUGUUUACAAAUAUGUAUAGCGCCGAUAUAAUAUAUAGAUGCUGAUUUAGUAUUGGCAUUUUCUUCAAGCGAUUCUAUACUUAUUACAAAAAAAAUGUUUCAUGCAUAUUUCCUGUUUUUGUCAUUUUUUUUUUUAAUUAAAUUGUUGUCUUUGGAAAGUCGUUAAGUUUAAUGAACUAAAUCUUCUAUCCGAUAUAUCUAAAAUGUUUACCCUUACUAAAGUAAAUAACUACUUAUUACCGGACAUUGAAAAUACAUAAUAUCUGUUUAUCUCUAGCUCUUAAGAUUUUGGAGUGCAUUUGUCUUCGUUAGGUGUGAGCCUCUCGCUCACACUUGACGUUAAAAUAGUAGAGCAGUUUUCAUCCCUUUACUACAAAAAAAAAAAAUGUUUUUUUGUAAUUAUCAAUAUUUGGAUAUAGAAGUUAUUCGAUUUUAUUGCGUGGGCUUAGUUUUGGCAAAAGUAAUGUGUGAAUUUCAAGGUCUUAUAGAUAUUUGCAAAACUGUGUAAUUAUUUUUUCUCGAGGUUCGUACAACCAAAUAUGAAUGUUAUCUACGCUAUAACUACUAAUAAUAAUACUCGGACUAUAAAUGUUUCGCAUUUAUAAUAUUUUUCAUUUCAUAAUAUCUAGCAGAAAUCCGACAUUAAUGGAAUUUUGUUUGCAUUUAAUACUUCUAUUUUGCCUCAUUGCUCCCACCUUGUACGAGCCGUGAAGUCUGUAAUAAGAAAUAUCUUUUCGCGCGAAAUUCACACGACACUAUGCCCGAGCUAUUCAGGUUCUAUAUGUUAUUUGUUUAAUUGAUCUCGAUGUCCAUUGUAUGUACAACCAUAACCAACAGACAGGAUAGGUUGAAUGUCACUUUGUAUUAUACGGCUUCGUGGGUCUUCCUUGCUUGUAAUAGUUUUUGGAACAUUUGUGUCAUUGUAAAUUAUUGCAACUUACGCAAAGUGCUUAAGUAAAUCGGCUAUCUUUCAAAGAGUAUUUCUAUUGUUCUUCUUUCUUUAUAUUGUUUUCAUUGUGUGAAAAAUUGUUUCCUAAAUAAUGGACAAAACAUUUAAUAGUAGCAUAAGGAAUUAAUUAUAAGACAAAGAAUUCGAUCAACAGUUUUAUUACAAAAUUGAAAGUACAUAACUACAAACAUCGUUAAAGAAUUAGGCGGCGCGGCGCGCCGCUUUCGUGUCGCUAAGGGAUAAAUUAAGGACGUAGGACAUAGGAGUCUUUAGGCCGUCACUGUACAGAAUAUAAUGUGACUAACACAACUAACCUAUAUAACUAUCGAGCGUGGUCGGCUCACUAUAGAUCUUUCAAAUGUUGUGCAUAAAAUACUCUUCACAUUCUCGCUUCACUCAUCAUAUAGUGUAGUGCUAACGUGUCGUCGAUAGUUAUACAUAAUUGAUAUGUAUGGUAUUGUGAUAUUACAUGCUAUGUGGAAAAAUCAUAGAAAUGGAUAAAUACAUUAGAUUAAAAGCGAAA
Molecule: messenger RNA, 5693 nt
Organism: Plodia interpunctella (Indianmeal moth)
Lineage: Eukaryota; Metazoa; Arthropoda; Insecta; Lepidoptera; Pyralidae
Gene: Cand1
Product: Cullin-associated and neddylation-dissociated 1
Exons: 24
Coding region: 202-3978 (1258 amino acids)
Biological process (GO): protein ubiquitination; SCF complex assembly
Cellular component (GO): nucleus
Source: RefSeq, a predicted model, not a curated record